CAAGACCACCUUAGUAUUCACGAGCUCCGAGAGGAACAGAAGACUGGGCGGUCGCCAUCCUUCAGCUUUUGCUGCCCAAAUGCCGAUGAGGCUUUUCUUGCCGCGUUUUUGAUGCUAGCUCCUCUGAGCAACGUCAAGACCGCCUUGCUCGUAGAACCUGUUGUCUCAGGGACCUUACCUUGGGGCAACAUCUUGCUUUCGCUAUCUGCCGUAGAGGAGCUGGGUUUCGAAUAUGAAACCUUCCCCAAUCUCGGCGUAAACACAGUCCCAGACUCCCAAGUCGCCUCUGGAGACAAGACCGAGCCCGCGUUGCCUUUCAGUCUGAAGAGCGUACACGCAUGGGAGCGCCACCAUCUACAUUCGGUGCUGCCUCCUGCAGAGUUGCAUUCGCUUUCGAUGCUUCAUCAUGCAGUGCGAACGCUUAUGACUCGCAGCCAGCCAGCGUCUUCAAGGUUCGGAUCGGUGCAGGACGUAGCGAUACAACGCCAUACCCUCGACUUCCACGAGCACGACGAUGGAGUUUGUCGGUGUGAAGAUCGCAUCUUCUUUAACACUCACCCGGAGGCCUGGCAUGCGUAUUUGACAUCAGAAAUAUCUAGGGACCCUAACCCACCUCAGUCCAAAUCUUGGUUCGCUUCUUUUGCUGCUCGUAUACACAGAUCUAUAGUACCUACCUGUAUCAUAGACUAGAUAUCGAAUAUCUC
Messenger RNA from Phanerochaete carnosa HHB-10118-sp, 704 nucleotides. RefSeq lists its product as uncharacterized. Bases 112 to 690 code for a protein of 192 amino acids. NCBI's taxonomy places the organism in Eukaryota, Fungi, Basidiomycota, Agaricomycetes, Polyporales, Phanerochaetaceae. The record is from RefSeq and is a predicted model, not a curated record. The transcript has a single exon.